Molecule: messenger RNA, 990 nt
Organism: Fusarium subglutinans
Lineage: Eukaryota; Fungi; Ascomycota; Sordariomycetes; Hypocreales; Nectriaceae
Exons: 1
Coding region: 1-990 (329 amino acids)
Source: RefSeq, a predicted model, not a curated record
AUGGCGUCGGACGCAUUGGAAGCCUUGGAAGCAUUGGAUGGCUUUAGCUACUGGGACAGUGAUGGCUCCAUGACUGCUCCCAAAGAUAGUUUCAUUACUCUUGACAAACAUCUUGGGGAAAGGCAUAACAUCGUCGCGUAUCAGGAAUCAUUACCCUUUCUUGUUUUGGAAUGCCACGGCGGUCCGCCUGACGACCCGCCAUUUUCCAUGGCUGGGGCCAUUGCCAUUUGGGGAGAUGCCGAAGACGGCUUCUUCUACCCUCUCGUCGGAGACUUUGCGGAUGGCGAGGAUAUCGAAGUCGAGGAUGAUAUCAUUGAUCAGAUUGUCCCGGUGGAUAUACCUUCCAAAGACAUGAUCCUUCAUCUUGCCAAUCUUUGGCCUGAGUGUCACGGCAUCGCUUUGCUAUGGGAUUACCUGGUAGUGGAGCUGCCUCUUGUCAGUGCAGAGCAUCAUUCGGAACGGCUACAAGAUCUCCCCGGAGGUAUCCAUGGGUGUUUUAGGAUCCAAUACAACAAUGGCCCGUUAGCAAAUGCAGAGAGCUCACGCGCGCCAGAUCUCAACCCGGGUCACGAGAAGCUCUUUAGAGCCGCUGAUCACAAACUUGGGGAUCUGUUCCUUGCCGAUUAUGCCACUGGAGUGACACAAACAGUAUGCUACUUUGGGCGACGAUUCACUUUCGGCCGGAAAAGGGAUAACCCUCACGAUUUGGAGGUAGGAACAAGCCAAAGCAAGGAUUCAGAUAAUGGCGUCAAGUAUAUCGCUUCUGACCAAGCUGCCUUUAUGUCAAACACGCCUGAAAUCGCAACGCGCUACGCGGCGUCUGUGCCUCUUCGGAGUCGCAAUCAAUCACUCCAACAGUGGCGCCAGCCUCCACAGCUGUCUGCAGAGGGAUGCGGCAUUCUCCAUUUGACCAAUGGUCAAUUGAGGAACAGGCACCGACUCGACACUUUCAUCAUGUACGCCGACUCGUAUGAUACCGAGUAUCAUUAA